Toxotes jaculatrix (banded archerfish) is the source of this 5209-nucleotide messenger RNA. Its product is annotated as SH2 domain-containing adapter protein F-like. Lineage: Eukaryota; Metazoa; Chordata; Actinopteri; Toxotidae. Gene Ontology annotation, molecular function: phosphotyrosine residue binding. The transcript has 7 exons. The record is from RefSeq and is a predicted model, not a curated record. Bases 276 to 1640 code for a protein of 454 amino acids.
CGCGUGUGAGUGUGUGUGUGAGUGACAGAGUUGCGUCAGGGCAGAUCAGAAAGUGCCUGUGACUGCUCUCUCUCUUUCUCCCUCCUCCCGGCUCGCGCACUCCUCUCCGGACCAACAGAGUCGCACGAGACUGGCGACGCUCUCCGAACCCGGUCUGCCGGCCGCGGGUGACCCGAGGAUUUCACUUUGACGAGAAGAGACCCGGGCUCCGCUGGCAGGAAAAAGGUGGUGGAACUAAACUACAUUCAUUGACUAGUGAGCGAUGCACUGGCAGCAUGGCCAAGUGGUUCAAGGAGCACCUAGGAUUCAAAACUACCAAAGCACCCCCACCGGCGCCUCCGAAACCGGACUACAGACACUGUCACACCGGUGUUCCCGGUGCGCCUGGCUACCAACAAACAAGCUCCGGGGCCACCUUCCCGAGCCCCGCUCAGCCGGACAUCCUCGCUGCUUACAAACUUCAAAAGGAGCUGGACUUCGAGGACCCGUACACUCCAGGUGGAAAUAUUUCAUUUGGGACGAGCUUGAACACUGUGGGGUCACCGGAUAUCAAGUACGUGUCACCAAAGCACCGACUCAUCAAGGUGGAAACAAUCGAAAAGAGCAGCCCAGCUCCGGGCGGCGGUGUCACAGUCACCCAGGCUGUUGCUGUAGGGAGUGUUAAAUCUCCUACUUCACCUCCCUCGGACCACGACAACAAGGAGAAGCUCAUUAUCCUUGAAGACUAUGCGGACCCCUUCGAUGCCGAGCAGGCUGGUGGCACGCAGACCACCACGGAAAAGGGAACAACUGAAAAUGAUGGCUACAUGGAGCCAUAUGAGGCCCAGAAGAUGAUGGCAGAAAUACGAUCUGGUGGACGAGGGCCUAAGGAAGGACCUGUGAGGCAGCUGCCCCUGUACGACACGCCGUAUGAGCCAGCCGAGAAUGGUGGCGACUCGGACCCUGAGCGCUCACGCUGCCCUAGAGAAAGCCGACUGCCCCAGGAUGAUGAGCGACCCCCCGAGGAGUACGACCAGCCCUGGGAGUGGAAAAAGGAGAGGAUUUCCAAAGCAUUUGCAGCUCUGCUUUGUUAUGACUGCAUUAGCUACGAGGGCUCAGUAAGUGCCACUGGAUCAGGUCCCCACAGAAGAAAGGACUGCACCUCUAAAUCCCUCACAGUUCAAUUUGAUGGUGUGGAGAAGUCUCGAAUGUCUCCGACAAAGGAGGGGAAAACUCGCCCGCUGCAGCGACACUCCAGCGGCUGUCUGGUCAACACUAAAAUGACGUCACUGGACCACUGCAGCUCCUCUCUCGGGGAGCGUAUUGACCCCACCAUGCCCCUGGAGAACCAGUUCUGGUACCAUGGAGCGAUCAGCCGAACAGAUGCAGAGUCUCUGCUCAGGCUGUGUAAGGAGGCCAGCUACCUGGUGAGAAACAGCGAGACCAGCAAGAACGACUACUCCCUCUCCCUUAAGAGCAGCCAGGGCUUCAUGCACAUGAAGCUGUCACGAACAAAGGAGAACAAAUACAUUCUGGGCCAGAACAGCAGCCCUUUUGACAGCGUGCCUGAGAUUAUCCAUUUCUACUCUAGCCGCAAGCUGCCCAUCAAGGGUGCCGAACACAUGUCCCUGCUCUACCCCGUAGCCAUCAGGACACUAUAGUGGUAUCGCCCCCUGCAGGCAUUCGUCCCCUGCAGUACUCACUGGACCACUCUGUGGCUCCACUCUCCUUGUCCUUUGGACAGAACCCUGUAGGCUCAUGGGAAGACGAAUGGCAUCCCAAACUGCUGAUCCUGACUCACCUCACUGGCCGACAGAAUCCAGACCUUUUGAAGGCCUACUUCAUACUAUCUCAUACUUACAGACUCAAUGUUUGCAGAAGUCUUUAUUAUUUUAUUUUAUUUUAUUUUAUUUUAUUUUAUUUUAUUUUAUUUUAUUUAUGACAGUCACCCGCUCCAUUACAUCAUAGACUGACUGUCUGAUGAACAUCAUUUCAUUCACUCUUGAGCUGACUUCCCCUAGCACUUAACACUCAAAGAAAAAGAAAGGUACAACACUGUAACAUUUGUCAUUGGGAUGUACCUUUUAUCAUAACAUUGUACCUUUUUACCUUAGAGUGCACAUCAUAACAACUGUGUAUGAACAAGUUUGUCUGAUUUUCUCGUUUGGUUAGGCUCUACUGAUACUGUAAUUGUUUGUUAGGGGACUUGAAGAUUGUAAGACCCAUGUAAGGGAAGCGACAUUUAUGAGGCAUGUUAAGGGAUAUUGUCCACAUGGGCCCCAUACAGUGGCCAGGAUAUUGAAUAAACUGGCCUUGUAUGAGUGGUGUGUCCCCAGCUGCACAGAGACAACAGGCCUGUGAGCUGUGUAGAGUGAUCUCUCUAUCUUGUCAUAGUGCAUGCUGUCUGCUAUCCAUCACUGAGUGGGUGUAUCACGCCAGUGACAGUGUAAGUACCAUAGUGGUGAGACAGGCAGGAGAGCAUGAUGGAUGGGUCAUCCCAUGCGACACAGUACAAUUGGCUGAGGCUAGCGACCAGAGCCUGUCCAAAUGGACCAAAUUACCCCUGAUACCCCUGCUUAGAAUGGCUUUGCAUCGGGAGAAUGAAAUAUGCCUGCAUUGUCUACCUCAGAAAAUCAAUUUCAUUCGCCCAUCUGGAGAUCAAUAGGUACAAUGGGAUUGCAGACAACGAUCUGCCCUCCGCUCGACAUUCCCAGUUCCCUUAAAAUUGCAUCAUUGGUUUUAGGAAUAAGUUUUUUUUUUCAAUUCAAUUAAUCCAAGAUUUUUUUUUUUAUGAAAACAUUUUCAUAAAAAAACAGAUUUUCCAGAUCAGCAAUUGUAUGUAUAGUCACUAAUAUGAUACUGUGUGAUGUCAGUAACAAAUGUUUGGUUAAUGCCUUAUAAUGCAUGGGUCAAAUCAGUCCGCAAGAUCAGAUGAUUUCCAGUUCUGCUUUUAACGAUUGUUCUGUGACUGUAAUUUAUUCUGGGGUAAUUAUUACUGAUGUGUUCCUCAUUUGUGAUGGCCCGUUGGCCCCCUCGCCCUCAUUGUCCUGUGCCGAUGUGAUCGUGUUUUUCGGGGACUACUCCAGCCUCUUUUACUGUGGUGCUUUGCAUUUUAUGUUGCUUCGAGUUCUGCUAAAUGCACGUUUGCCUCAGUGGCCUGACUUGGGGACGUGAGUCACGGCGUCUCCUGACCAAAGGGAUUGUCAAGCCUCACAUGAGAGACCAAUCGCGGACCAAUCACAGCGCAGCCUGUUAGAACCCGGAUUAACACCUAACUUCAACUCUGUCAUGCCUCCGCUUUAAAGCAUUAAAAGCCCCCUCUGUCAUAUGCCAUUUACUUCCAGAUGUGCAAACGUGUGAAUGGGAGUGAGUAUGCAGGUGUCAAACACGUUCAUGUGUACGGUAUUUGUAUGCAAAUGAGAAAGUGUGCACAGACUUUCUGAGUUCCAGUGUGUUUUUAAGCCUGCUGGUACAAACUGGUGACAUUUAGUGCUUGAACCUAUUUGGUUUGUCGGCACCUUUUUUUUCCCUCCCUUGACCUCAAGAAAUUAGAAUUUAGCCCCAUGACUUGCUAAUUUUCUUUUUCUUCUUGCAUUCACUCAUCAACCACAUUUGAUUUUAGCAGCUCAUAUGGAUGACAUGUCUGUCUUGUGGCCUGCUCUCUGUAGUUUAUUGUAAAAGAUCCAAUAAUAUUUCAGCCCCCAGUGUUUAAUACUGCUAACCAGUCACAGCAAGAAGGCGCUGAUUUGCCAACAGCAUCUAAUGAGAGUGUCUAAUAGCUUGUAUGGUCAAACUGUCUCCUUAGAGAAAAACUUUGUCAGUCUUAUGAGUUGCAAAAUUCAUUUGGUUGGUGGUUCAAUGAGCAAAUGCAAGUAAACUUUUAAAUUUUGGGGGCUUUGUCUGAGCUGAACGUGACUGACAAUAGGAAUUAGAAGCUGAAUUUAGCAAGCAUGACCACUGUAUAUACAAAGUCAAAUAAACUUUGGCUUUGACUAUAUCUCCGCUGUGCGCUAUGCAACUAUUAACUGCAGUCGUUGAAGGGAAGAUGAUUGGAGUGUGUGCCUCCACCAAAUGCUGACAUGUGAUGGUACAAAAUGUCCACAGGGAAGAAAUGUAAUCAGCUGUAUGACCUGAUUAGUCAAAGUAGUUUGCAGAAAGUGAGAUGUAUACAGACGUUUAUUUUGUCGGUGCGGUAAGUGAGCAGAGAGAUAUUGCUGUCGUCAGAUAAGUACAGUGCGUCUCAUGAGGGUGCCUGUUGGUGUGAUGAGGCAACCUCUACAGCUUUAGUAGGGAAUAGUAUGUUGUUGCAGUGGACCUACGUAUUUCCUUGAAAGAAGAUAUCCUAAGAAGAAAUGCAAAUUUAAAAAUAAACUAUACGUGUGAUGUAUCCUUUAUGUUCUAAAUGUUCCCUGUUUAAGAAAUGAAACAGUAGAGGCUCUUUAUUCAGUUACUGCUGCUCAUGAGUAUCUCUCGUCUACAGGAAAGAGCCUGUGUAUGAUGGACACACUGCCUAGAGAGAGGCCUUAGCUUUGAAAGAGAAAGAGAAAACUGGAGAGAUGGAGGAGAAGAAUAAGGGAGAGCCAGAGCGGAGGGUGUUAGGACAGGGGCAGGGAGUUGCUGCGAUCAGCAGACACACUCUUCACAUUCGUAUGUUUCUAUUAUGAGAACCUGAAAGAGCCCUGCUCCUCCCUCAGAAGUGUCUUAAAGUGUGUGUGUGUGUGUGUGUGUGUGUGUGUGUGUGUGUGUGUGUGUGUGUGUGUGUGUGUGUGUGUACACACGAUUGUGCAUGCAUGAAACAGUGUUUGUGUGUGUGUGUGUGGGUGCAUGUGAGUGAGCUUAUGUACUGGUGUAAGCAGCCAUCAGCCAUUGACUUGCCCCCGUGUGUAUCUUGUGUAUCACUUUACUGUGGUAAAGUGGCAUGUAUGAGUUUCCUUUGUGUACAUUUUCGUGCCACGUAUGUAUGCACUACUAUAACAUAUCUCUGUACAGUCCCUCAUGGCCAAAUGUAUAUACUGAAUGUAUUGUAUGGGGACAUAGAGGCAUCAAGGUUCAAAAUAAAUAAAAUUGGGUUUAUGAGUUAAAUGUGCAAUCUGAUAUUUUGAUUCCCCUUUUUCUUGUUGUAUCAGACAGAUACACAAUAAAGCAGACAUAUAAUUAUUUAGUAGGAGCAGAGCCCCUUCCCGCACCUUCACCAUCUCCAGUUACCAUGGCGAAGCCCUUCGAUAAAUAG